AUGUCGAUAAACAAUGUCGACAAAACUAUCACGAAUAUUUCUACGAUCGAAAGUGAACUUUUAAAUUCUAACAACGUCAGAUUCUAUCACGAGGAAAUAGUUAAACCACGAUUAAUUUUACAAUCUAACGAAAAAAAACGAUUCAAGCUUCGAUAUUGUCCUAUAGAAAUGGGAGAUCAUCGACAAAGUUAUACUUUCUCGAUAGUCGACAAUCCUCACACUACAUAUCAUAUCGAAGUUAAUGGAAUUGCGUCGAUACCGAGACUUGAUAUGAAUCCUUACAUAAUUUUUGAAAAAAUAAUGGAGAAGAAAAUAGAUGAAACAAACGAACCUUCGUUUAUUUUGGAUGAUGGUAUAUUCGAUUUUGGAUCUUUGGUAUUACUCAAAAAAGAAAAAAGAUCAUAUCAUUCUGCAGUGAAAUUCACUUUAAGGAAUAUAACACCAAUAGAGGCAGAAGUAUCGUUAUGUUUUAAUGAUAGCAAUGCAAAUGAAUUUAAUGUUCAACCAGAAACAUUGAUUAUUCCUCCCUACGAGAAUAGGAAGGUGACCAUAUCAGCCGAGAUCAAUAAACUCGGUCCAUUUUAUAACAAAUUAUAUAUUUGUACAAAAAAUAAUCCACGGAUCGAUAUGAUCGAAUUACGAUGUUACGGCAUCAAAUUGGAGGUUGAACUCGAUGAGAAACAAUUAUCUUUUGGACGUGUACUUCUCUACAGAAAGGUAGAUCAUUUUACUACCAUUCGAAAUAGAUCCACAGUACCGAUAUUCUGGCGUAUCGAAUGUAAAGAACCUUUCGAGGCGCAAAUAACAUUUAACCCAAAAGAAAACCUUCUAUUACCUUUAAAAGAACAAAGGAUCGAAUUUUCCUACGAUGCCAGCACGAUAGGUAUUAUAGAAAAAAAAAUGGAUUUUCAAAUAUUUCUGCACGAGGACGAUGAAGAUCCUGUUAAUACCGACAUUAUUACAAUUUUUGCUGAGACAUACGACGUAUUGGUUGACAUAAAUUAUGCCAAUCCGAUCGAUUUAAAAUUUGUCAAAGUCGACCAUCCUGUCAAUGCACAUUUCGAUAUAAAAAAUCGUGGAAAUUACGAAAUUCAAUACACUAUCAAUUUCAACGACAACGCAAAGCUAAACAAUAACGUUGCCAGACCUACAAACGUGAAAAAAAAUCUUGAGAUUAAUCCAGUUAUCGGUACGAUACAGCCACAGAAAACAAUUACGGUGGAAAUGACGUUUUUACCAAAAAAUGAGAUCCAUUUGAUGGAAGCACCGAUAUUGAUCUGUCACAUUCUCGAUCCUAAUCAACAACCGAUGAUUGUAGCAGAACUUCCUUUGACCGUUUCCCUUCAAGCUUAUUAUAACAGAUUCAAUAUAAAUCCUUAUUCUGAAAUAAAUUUCGGCAUGAUCCCGAUUUGCACUAAAAAGAUCAUGAAUCUCGAUAUCGAAAAUACAGGAGUCGUCAAGUUUCAUUAUAUAAUACACAUUCCAGCAAAAUCAAUGUUUUUGCCUGUUAGUGUAAUAAAAGAAGAACGAACAAAGAAAUUAAAUACCGGAAGGGACACAGAAAUCUUGAGUAAAAGGGAAAAGAAAUCGAUGAAAACUGAAAAAACAGACAUGAAUGUUAAGAGCACGUUAAAUAUUGGUCCAUUCACAUUAAUGAAAAUAGAGGCUGACGUCGAUGCCGGACAGACCGAUACUAUAGUAAUCGAAUGUUACCCGGAAAUAGUUGGCUCUCAAGAAGAACAAAUUAUUGUUUUUGUUCCGGAUACUGUUAUGGAAUACAAAGAUGGGAAAAAAUUAGUUCUGCGCGUUGAGUCUUCCAUUCCAUUGAUCGAUUUCACGAAUUUAGAUAAUAUGUUUCGAAGCAAUCAUAUUGUUGAUAACAUAGAAGACUUUCUAUGUCCCAAAGAGAUCGGUGCUCACACAGUGUUCGCACGUCAACCAAAGUGCCUCCAUUUUCGUCGCGUCACUAUGUCAAACGCAUACACGACUUGUUUCGAGGUCCACAAUAGAGGUAUCAUACCUGCUGACAUAAUAGUCAAAGCUUUCGUGAAAAGGCCUUCGAACGUGAAAGCUACAACUUUCAUUGUGGAACCACAAAAGGAACGGAUACCAGCUCAUAGUUAUAAAAGGAUCAACAUCACUUUCUCUCCUGCGUUGAUCGAAACCUAUUAUGGGUAUUUAGAGAUCUCGUUAAACUUGCCAGUUCAUAUAAAUACAGAAAAAUUGAUGAUUGACCUAAUCGGUGAAGCCUGCGUGCCGGAAAUAACAAUAACGGAACCAACAAUCGGUGGUGUACAUGAUAGACCAAUCAUAAGAUUUCAUCGUACACUCGUAGAAGAAACGAGUAUUGAAAAAUUUUCUUUUGAAAAUAUCGGAUUUGUUAAAGCAAAUGUUAUCGUUGAAAUUUAUGAUGAUCCCAAUAGUAUCUUCAGCUUCUCAGCUACUCCCGAUACUCAGACUCUUCUACGUACAACGGAUUAUGAGGACGAUGUUCGAGACAAAAGAUGCUUCACCGUUGUUAUUCGUAUGAUGCCACAAGAUGUUGCAAGUUUCGAAGUUAUGUUUUCACCAAAAUAUAUUGGAAAGUAUACAGGUCGUAUACGUCUUUUUAUCGUUGAUAAUCCUUAUGACAAUUUAACGAUCGAUCUCGAAGGUGAGAGCUUCCUCGAAUCGAUCGUACUUCAGGAUUUAGAGUUUCUUAACUUCAUGUCUAACAAUCGUCGAGAAUUGAACUCGAAGAAAAAUAAAUUAUCUUCUAGUUCGUUAACAGAUACAACACCACCUGUAUUUCUCUCUUAUAAAUUGGAUUACGGUACAUGUCAGAUCAACAAAAUGUAUAAAAGAACAUUCAAGAUCGUGAAUAAAACUUUGGAUCGAUGUUUUCGUUUUCAAUGGACCGCUCAUCCCAACGUAGUUUUCGAACCAUCGAUUGGACAUCUUCAACAUUCAACGAGCAAACAAGUUACCGCUACUUUGCUCGAAUCUGAACCUAAGAGACAUGAUGUAACCAGACUAGAGUGUGUCGUUUCGCAAAUCGAAAUUUCGAAUUACACGGGGGAAAAUUCUUGGGACGAUAGGCAAACCAUCGUACGUUGGGAGAAAAUCGAUAUCGCCGAUAGCAAUAAAGAGGACAGUUUAUCGAAAAAGAACGUAGAACCAACUAACGAGCCAGAACAUGCUACAAUACCUGGGACAACUAGAUGUAUACUUCUGUUAAUAAACGCAAUAAUAGGAUUUUCAGAAUAUUCUUGUUCGACGACUUCGAUUGAUUUCAAGGACACACUUAUGUUCCAAAAACGUGAAUAUACGUUCACCUUAUCGAAUCCAAGCGACGUUAAUACAGAUUAUGUUUGGAUGAUAAAUAUGGAUGAAGAAUAUCCAAAACGAAUAUCAGGGAGUACGAUACGACUCAGCGAAAAAUCGAAAUCUUGUGAAUUUCGAUCUCGGUCAGGAUCGAAAUCAUCACGAGGAGUUCUUUACCCAACUGAAAAGAAUGAUAAUAAUAAUUUACGUUUACAUCGUUGUAAACCACUUCCUAGUCAUGGUGAGAGAAACAGAUUUUUCUUUAAGAUUACGACUUUUAUGAGUCAAAUAGAGAUUGCAAAAAGUCUAUCAAAUCAGAAACAACCUUUCUUGGACAUAAAACCACGUCCGUGUACCUGCAAAGAGUCAGAUCUUUAUAGCAGCACAGCCUGCCUGACGGAUCGAAGUACCGACAGUUGGCUCGAAGGCGAGGAUCUACCAUUCGAGAUAGUUCCACGAAGUGGGACAAUGCUACCCGGAGAAUCUCUAGAAUGUACCCUAACAUUUUUACCUAGAGAUGUAUUUGAUUACAAAGCCUAUCUUAAUUGCAAAAUAGAAAAUCUUAAUCCAAAGUUAACAGAAUUAGUGAUCCCUAUCAAAGCAAGAAGUAUACUUCCUUAUUGUCACUUUGAUGUACCUGAAAGUGAUUACAUAUCAAGUGGCAAACGUGAUCGAAAAUUACCAGGACCUAUCGGGUACUCAAUGACCGACGUGAUUGUAGAAAACAUUAGAGUGAUCGAAUUGAAUGUGAUCGGUAUUGGUAAUGUUCACACGAAACGAUUUCCUAUGAUAAAUCCUACGGCCGAUAAUUAUCAUUUUUCUUGGAAAAAUCAUACUCCUUAUUCCAUCAACGAGGUCACCAAUUUUCAAUGUUUAGUAUCGGAAGGUGUUGCAGAACGUGGGAAACAAACUGAAAUGGCAUUCACAUUUUUAUCAACUGACGUUGGCACUUUCGAAUCCUUUUGGAUGUUCUCGAUCAAAAAAUAUGAUCUAAAAUGUUUGUUUCUUUUUGUUGCUAUAGUUAAGGAACCUGUAGUAUACUGCACGAGGCCUUAUUUAAAAAUGAAACCUACUCUUCUGGACCUCGAAGUACAAGAUUCCGUGAGUAUUAUCAAUAAAGAAAAUUUUGAUAUUUCUUUUAAAAUAUCAGAAGGAAGUCUCUACUCCGAAGGACAUUAUCAAAAUAUUAUAGUGACACCAAUGAACGGUGUUCUUAAAGCGAAUGACGAGCAAACGUUUUGGAUUAAUUAUAAACCAAAGUUAGUAGGAGAGUUUCAUUUCUCUGUCCAAUGUAUCCUAAAAUUCUUAAGAAAUCCACUUAUAUUUUUUAUAACCACCACAACUUAUGACAUAAUGCCUUGCAUCACGUACAUUAACAAGAAGGAUGAAGAUAUCAGAUUGUUGGAUCAUCAAGAUAAUAUUAUCGACUUCGGCAAAAUAAUACCCAAAAGAUCUAAUAUCAUUAGAUUCAAAAUAAUCAAUUCAGGCAAUGUAACAUUUUACUAUACAUGGGAUCUUGGUAUGACACCAGAGAUUAUCAGUAUGAAUGCGUAUGUAAUAUCUAUAUCUGAAAGGAAAGGUCACGUUACAAGCGAAUCCCAUACAACUUGUUGUCUAACUUUGAUGGCUAAACGAAAAAUGUUUAUAAAAAAUCAUUGUGUUAUUCUAAAGAUCUCGAAAGGUCCAACUUAUCGGUUAAUUUUAAAAGCAAUUGCGUGUAAAGCUCCUAUAGAAUUUAGCUUUCGUCAAUACAAUUUUGGUCCCUGUUACGUGCGAGAAUCAUCACCUUAUCAAACCGAAUUGCGCGUGAGCAAUACUGGGAACAAGCCUCUCAUAUUGGAAUGUAAGUUCGAGGAACGACCACACAUGUCGAUUAAUUUGAAUGAAUUAUCUCAAAUUCUGGCAGGCAAAUCCAGCAUAAGUAUUCCUAUCAAAUUUCGACCUAUGCAGGAAAUUAAUUACGAAGAAAUCUUAACGUUUCUGAUCAAUUCGGCUGUCGAGGAAAAUGUUAAGAUCACUGGCGAAGGAAUCAGUUACAAAAUUCGUCUGGUGAAUUCACAUGAUAAAAUAAUCGAAUUGGGUAAUGUACCGGUACAUAAGACGUUGAUAAAAAAAGUACCUGUAAUUAACGAGGGUCGAGCACCGGUUGAUUUGAAAUUCGAUCUAAUGAGCAAUUUAUUGCAAGACAAAAGAUAUGUAGAAAAAAUACCCACGUGUAUCCCAAAAUCGUACGAGGAAAUCAUAAAAUAUCAGGAAUAUGUAUCCAUGUUAAAAAGCAAAAUAUUUAACGAGGAUGAUAAAAAUCUUCGAAUGGAUAUGACAUAUGCUGCUCAAGCUCUGAUAAUUGAACCAUCCAAUAUGACGCAAGUUCGAACGAACGAAAAGAUAGAUUUGACGAUCAAAUUCAAAGCAACGUCUAGGAUAAACAUGUUUACUCAACAAAUCGGAGCUAUGGUCGACUCGACCAUUUUCUCUCUAUUUAUACUUCGUGGUAGUUGCGUUGGACCAGAGUUUCGUUUAGACAAAACGUACAUCGCAUUUGGUACCGUCAUUCAAGGUUGUAUCAGUGAAACUAAAUUGAUUUUGAUGAAUAUUGGCGAAGUAGGAGGAAAGUUUACAUGGGACACGUCGAAUUUGCCGAUCGAUUUUAAAAUUUCACCUAAAUCCGGUUACUCUUCUCCCGGCACUAACGUUCAUUUUAUCGUGAAAUUUGAACCGAUUCACGAAAGAAAUGUAAUUGAAGGAUACGCAGAAAACGUGAUAGAAAAGCUUGACACAUUGAAAAUAAAAAUAACUGGUGCUUGUAAAAAAUUACCGGAUCCGAUUGAAACAUUAUCUUUUAAGACUUUUGUUCGUUCGAAAGAAUCCAAAUCCAUAAACGUCUUUAACGAUACUGUAUUACCGUGGAAAUUAAAGCCAGAAAUAUCUGGAGAACAUUUUUACGUCGACAAUAUUCUCAAUAUUCCUCCGGAAGAGUCUACUUCCUGUACCGUCAUUUAUCAGCCACUUGUUAUGAAUACCGAAGACAAUCUUCAUAAGGGAAUAUUGUUGAUAAAAUUACCAGACAACAAAAUACCUUUGUUAUACUCUUUACAUGGACUCAGCUUACCUCCACAAGCUAUAUCCACGAUUGUACGUCAGUUUCCUGCAAAAAUGAAAUAUACAGAAUUAUUGCCCGUGUAUAAUUGGAAAAACAGACAUCAACAAUUUAAAUGUAUAAUAGAAACUAUAGGAGAAAAGAAAUUGUAUUUACAGGGCUCUAAUAAUAUUCCAAUAUUCAGUUUUACUGGCGAUAACAAUAUUAAUGUACCGUCAAAUAAUCAACGCGACUAUCGUGCUAUUUUUCAUUCUUAUAAAGAAUCAUACUUUCAGUUCAAGAUCACGUUUAUCAAUGAGGAUGGAGAGUAUCAAUUUUAUGAGGUACAAUACACCAUAACAAAACCGGAAGUCAUCGAAUCGAUCAAAUUAAUUACGGACGUACGUUCGUCCGCAUGUCACACGUUGCAACUUUAUAAUCCAUUAGAGAAUAUCCCUGUAACAUUUACAUUUAAUUGUCGUCAUCCAGCAAUCACCAUUUAUGACAUACCUAUAACCGUGUCACCAUUAUCGAACGGAUUUAUUACGAUCAAUUAUAAUCCGAUAUUGACGUCCGAAGAAAUGAUUGAAAAACUUGAUAUAAAUUGUCAAGAACUUGGAUGUUUCCCAUAUGAAUUACGAUUAACGGCGUUACUUCCGGCUGCAGAAAAAACUACGCAUGUCACGGCGACAUUAGGAAAUACUGUGAAAUUUUCACUUUCAAUAAGAAACUUUACUUUGAAGAAAGCAGACUUUGUCAUUGAAGUAAACAACGAUAGUUUUAUUUGUCCUAAAAAGAUUGAAUUGGAAAGAUUGGAAAAAGGUUCGAUCGACGUCAUUUACGAGCCGCACGAUAUCGAAAAUAUUACGACCAUUUUAACAGCCACUUCAAAAACGGCGGGCAUUUUUACAUAUCCCAUAAUUGGUACUUAUUCAUUACCAAAACCUCAAGGCCCAUACACGAUGACAGCGAAUUCACCAGUUAUGAUCAAAUUUAAAAAUAUUUUCGAAGAAACAAAAACAUUCGAAUUCCUCGCGAACAGUAAUUUAGAUUUCGAGAUUAAACCAACAUCACAAGAUAUUAAUCCGAAACAGGAGAUUAAUGUGAUAGUGAAUUUACGACAUACGGACGAAACUGAAUUUUAUGAAAAGUGUCCAGUAACGGGUAAACUUUCUGUGCAUUGCACAGAUCCUAGACUCUCUCAUGUGAUUUGGAUAUAUUAUUUAAGAGGAAUUAUCGAAUAA
This is a messenger RNA of Vespa crabro (European hornet), 7623 nucleotides long. RefSeq names its product hydrocephalus-inducing protein-like. Gene Ontology annotation, cellular component: axoneme. The record is from RefSeq and is a predicted model, not a curated record. The transcript has 32 exons. Bases 1 to 7623 code for a protein of 2540 amino acids. Gene Ontology annotation, biological process: cilium movement; axonemal central apparatus assembly. NCBI's taxonomy places the organism in Eukaryota, Metazoa, Arthropoda, Insecta, Hymenoptera, Vespidae.